AUGUGGACGCUUGCAGCCUUUCUGCUUCUGAUUCCAAGCUGUGGGCAAGCUGCUACUCUGGAGAAGCCUGUACUGUCUCUGCACCCACCCUGGACCACCAUCUUCAAGGGGGAACGAGUGACCCUGCGGUGUGACGGGUACCACCCUCUGCUGCUGGAGCUCCGGCCCAUCAACACUCUCUGGUAUUUGGGCCACGUCCUCCUGCCUUCCCACAAGAAGAGCAUUGAGGUGCAGGCACCAGGGGUGUAUCGAUGUCAGACAAGGGGAGCACCCGUCAGUGACCCCAUCCACCUCUCUGUAUCUAACGACUGGCUAAUUCUGCAAGUGCCCUAUGCCCCGGUGUUCGAGGGCGAGCCCCUGGUGAUGCGCUGCCGCGGCUGGUACGACAAAGUCGUCUACAAGCUCCACUACUACCACGACGGCCAGGCUGUGAGGUACUUCCACUCCAGCACCAACUACACGGUGCUGCAGGCGCGAGCCAGCGACAGCGGCCACUACCAGUGCUCAGGCACCAUGCGCAUCCCGGUGGAGAGCGCGCCCAUGUUCUCCUCCAAGGUGGCUGUGACCGUGCAAGAGCUGUUCCAGACGCCGGUGCUGCGGACGCUGAGCCCGCAGGAGGCGCGCGGCCGCGUGGUGCUGCGCUGCGAGACGCGCCUGCACCCGCAGAAGCGGGACACGCCGCUGCAGUUCGCCUUCUACAAGUACAGCCGGCCGGUGCGCCGCUUCGACUGGGGCUCCGACUACACCGUCCCCGAGCCCGAGGCCGCGGAACUCGAAUCGUAUUGGUGCGAGGCGGCCACCGCCGCCCGCAGCGUCCGGAAACGCAGCCCGUGGCUGCAGCUCCCCGGGCGGGGCUCUGUCCCGGAUCUGGCCCCCACCCCCGCGCCAGCCCCCCAGGCUGCAGCCUUGGCGCCCGGGGACCAGCCGCUUUCCUUCCGGAAGACCCCGGUGUCCAGAUCCGUGCCGUCCAUCACUUCCGUCCCGAACAGCACCCUCUCGGGGCUGCAGUUCCCCGCGGGCCACGUCGCCACUGUCGGGCCACAGGCCUGCGCGCCUCUGCCCACAUCCGCGGAACAGUCGCGCGAGGCGGCUCUGCAGCCCAAGGUGGACCUCCUGCUUCGCGAGAUGCAGCAGCUCAGGGGCCUUCUGAGCCGCGUGGUCCUGGGGUUCAAGGACCCACAGACCUUCCGCAAGUUUACAGAGACCCCCGAGACACCCAGUUCUCACGUUACUCUGAGCCCCGGAACCCCAGAGACCACUGUGGUGGAGGGCCGAGCGGACAGCUAGCGUCUUCUCUCCAGGCUGGGUUCCUCCCGGACCUCUCCUGCUCUAACUCUAGCAAAUCAGAGACCCAUCUGUCAGUAU
Molecule: messenger RNA, 1365 nt
Organism: Psammomys obesus (fat sand rat)
Lineage: Eukaryota; Metazoa; Chordata; Mammalia; Rodentia; Muridae
Gene: Fcrlb
Product: Fc receptor like B
Exons: 6
Coding region: 1-1287 (428 amino acids)
Biological process (GO): cell surface receptor signaling pathway; negative regulation of immune response
Molecular function (GO): transmembrane signaling receptor activity
Source: RefSeq, a predicted model, not a curated record